Acomys russatus (golden spiny mouse) is the source of this 727-nucleotide messenger RNA. It is a transcript of the gene Pebp1, whose product is annotated as phosphatidylethanolamine binding protein 1. Gene Ontology annotation, biological process: negative regulation of MAPK cascade. The record is from RefSeq and is a predicted model, not a curated record. Bases 66 to 629 code for a protein of 187 amino acids. The transcript is spliced from 4 exons. NCBI's taxonomy places the organism in Eukaryota, Metazoa, Chordata, Mammalia, Rodentia, Muridae.
GCGCAAGCGUCCUGGGUGAGUGGUGCUCGGGACUCAGCGCGUGUGUCCUCUGUCCUGCAGUCGCCAUGCCAGCCGACAUCAGCCAGUGGGCCGGGCCGCUGUGCCUGCAGGAGGUGGACGAGCAGCCCCAGUACGCGCUGCGUGUCUCCUACGCCGGGGUGGAGGUGGACGAGCUGGGCAAAGUGCUGACGCCCACCCAGGUCAAGAAUAGGCCUAGCAGCAUUUCAUGGGAUGGCCUCGAUCCAGGAAAACUCUACACCCUGGUCCUCACAGACCCCGAUGCUCCUAGCAGGAAGGACCCCAAAUUCAGGCAAUGGCACCAUUUUCUGGUGGUCAACAUGAAGGGCAAUGACAUCAGCAGUGGCACCGUCCUCUCAGAUUACGUGGGCUCUGGGCCCCCCAGUGGCACAGGUCUCCACCGCUACGUCUGGCUGGUGUACGCGCAGGACAAGCCACUGAACUGCGAUGAGCCGAUCCUCAGCAACAGGUCUGGAGACCACCGGGGCAAGUUCAAGGUGGCGGCCUUCCGCAAGAAGUAUCACCUGGGAGCCCCGGUGGCGGGCACGUGCUACCAGGCAGAGUGGGAUGACUACGUGCCCAAGCUGUAUGAGCAGCUGUCUGGGAAGUAGGGCUGCUGCUGAGGCCAGCAGUCCUGGGGACCCACCCACUCGCAGUAUUGUCAAGCUGUGUAAAUCAUGCCGUUUCUCCCCUUCCUUCCCACCCCCUC